Messenger RNA from Eimeria tenella, 1734 nucleotides. RefSeq lists its product as uncharacterized. Lineage: Eukaryota; Apicomplexa; Conoidasida; Eucoccidiorida; Eimeriidae. The record is from RefSeq and is a predicted model, not a curated record. Bases 1 to 1734 code for a protein of 577 amino acids. The transcript has a single exon.
AUGGCAACAGCAACAGCAACAGCAACAGCAGCAGCAGCCGCACUAGCAGUAGCAACAACAGCAGUAGCAGUUGCCACAGGAUCAGGAGCAACAGCAGCAGUAGCAGCAGCAGCAGCAGCAGUAGCAACAGUCACAGCAGCAGGAGCAGUGGCAACAGCAACAGCAACAGCAGCAAUAGCAGCAGCAGCAGUGGCAACAGUAGCACGAGCAGCAGCAGCAGCAGCGCUACCAGCAGUAGCAGCGGUAGCAGCAGCAGCAGGAGCACUUGCAGUUGCAGCAGAAGCAGUAGCAACUGCAGUAGCAGCAGCAGAACCAGCAGUAGCAGGAGCAAGAGUAAUAGCAACAGCAGCAGCAGCAGCAGUAGCAGAAGUAGCAACACCAGCAACAAUAGCAGCCGCAGCAGCAACAGUAGCACUAGCAACAGCAGCAGCAGCAGUAGCAGCAGCAGCAGCAGUAGCAGCAGGAGCAGGAGCAGUAGAAACAGCAACAGUAGCAACAGUCACAGCAGCAGGAGCAGUAGCAACAGCAGCAACGACAGCAGCAGCAGCAAUGGCAACAGUAGCAGCAAUAGCAACAGCAGAGGCAGCAGUAGCAACAGCAGCAAGAGCAGCAGCAGGAGCAGCAGUGGGAACAGCAGCAGCAGCAGCAGUAGCGAAAGCAGUAGCAGCAGCGGCAGCAACAGUAGCAACAGUCGCGGCAGCAACAACAAUCAGAGCAGCAACAGCAACAGCAGCAGCGGUAGCAAAAGCAGCAGCAGCAGUAGCAACACGAGCAGCAGCAGCAGCAGGGGAGCAAGCAGCAAGAGCAGCAAUGGCAACAGCAGCAGGAGCAGUAGCACUAUCAACAGCAGCAGGAACAACAGCAAGAGCAGUAACAACAGCAGCAGCAACAGCAGCAACAGCAGAACAACCAGCAGCGGUGUUAGCAACAAUGGCAACAGCGGCAGCAGCAAUACCAAUAAAAGCAGCAGCAGCAGCAGUAGAAACAGCAGCAACAGUAACAGCAGCAGCGGUAGCAACGGCAGCACGAGCAAUAGCAACAGCAGCAGGAGCAGCAACAGCCGCAGUUCCAACGGCAGCAGCAGCAGUAGCAACACCAGCAGCAGAAGCAACAGCUGCAGCAAUAGCAACAGCAACAGUAGCAACAGCAGCAACAGCAAAAGCAAUGGCAGAAGCAAGAACAGCAGCAGCAGUGCCAGUAACAGCAGCAGCAAAAGCAACAGCAGCAGUAGCAACAGCAGUGGCAGCACUAGCAACAGCAGCAGCAACAGCAGCAGUAGCGAAGGCAAUAGCAGCAGCAAGGGGAGCACCAGCAGUAGCAGCAGCAACAAGAGAAGUAACAGCGGUAACAGCAGCAAAAGCAAAAGCAGCAGCACUACUAGCAACACCAGCAAUAACAGUAGCAGCAGCUGCAGCAGCAAUAGCAGCCGUAACAGUAGCAAUGGCAACAGCAGCAGUAGCAACAACAGCAGUAGCAAGAGCAGCAGAAAUGACAGCAGCAGCAACGGCAGCAGCAGCAACAGCAGCAGCAGCAACGGCAGCAGCAGCAACAGCAACAGCAGCAGCAGCAGCAACAGUAGCAGCAGCAGCAGCAGCAGCAACAGCAGCAGCAACAGCAUAUCUACGGCGGGUUUAUACAGCGUCUCCCCUUGGGGUGUACAGACAGCUGGGAAACCUGCAACUAAAUAAUGAAUUUAAAAAUAAAACUUUUGAAUUUAAAAAUAAAACACUUUAA